This is a messenger RNA of Iphiclides podalirius (scarce swallowtail), 1251 nucleotides long. The record is from the annotation of a GenBank genome assembly. NCBI's taxonomy places the organism in Eukaryota, Metazoa, Arthropoda, Insecta, Lepidoptera, Papilionidae.
AUGGAUGAAGAGUACAAAGAAGAUAAAUCUGGCUUAACCACUGCCCAUAGGAGCCCCACAUUUAGCAAAGAGGAAACAAAAGCUCUGGUUAAUAUUAUAGAGAAAUAUAAAAGCAUUAUUCUAAAUAAAUCGACGUCCGCAGCUGCAAGUCACUCCAAAGAAGCAGCAUGGAACACAAUAGCUAAAAUGUUUAAUAGUCAAGGAUUUAAAUAUUCAAGGAGCGCUGAUACUUUAAAAACAAAAUGGGAAAAUUUAAAAAGGGAAGCAAGGAAAUUGUCCAAAAAUUUAAUAGAUGUCCGAUAUACUGAAAUUAAUGACCUGACUAGUCAAGUUGUUACUAUGUUAUGUGAAGCAGAAAAAGACAGCAAUGUACUUGAUAACAAACCUGGUAUUGAUAGUGAUUCAAACGGUGAAAAAGAACUAGCAAACAUAUAUUGUGGGUAUUGGGAUGAAUGUGACAAUAAGCAAUCGGAGGAAUCAGAUGAAGAAAAUGCCACUGGAAGGUCAAAUAGGUCAUUAAACUUUUCUCCUCAAGAGUGUCGCCUUCUGUUAAAGUGUGUAAGAGCAGAAAAAAAAGAUGUUUUCUGUAAGGUAACUACUGGCAAAGCAAAUACUUUAAAGAACAGUGCUUGGAGAAGGAUAACUGAUUCAUUCAAUAAACAAAGCCCACAAAAAAGAACAACCAAAGUUUUGCGUACAAAGUUUACUAAUAUGAAAAGGUUGGCAAAAUCAGUUAACUUGCAACAUUAUCUUCCAAGCAAUGGCCAUGAAAGGCUAGGUGACACUAAUAAGGAAAUAAAGAUAGAGCCUGUUUAUGAAUGUAAGACUGACAUAGAUGUUGAAAUAGACAAUGAAGAAAUAGACUCUGAUGACCACAAUGAUUCAAACAAAAAUAAUAAUUUGAACCUGGACCCUCUCGAUGCAGUGCUGAAUGGAGAGAGUGAAUUAGGGCCUAUGAGCCACUUCGGAUCCUGGAGCCCCUCAGAAAGUAAAGAUGUUGUCAAUUUAAAAUUAAAACUAUUAAAUUACCAACUGGAAUCUGCCAAGAUGGAGAGAAAAAGGUUGGAGGCGUCAAUGGCGGCGGAGGCAGAGGCCCGCGAGGCCUUGGCACUGGAGCGAAUCCUGAGGUUGAGGGCAGCGCGUCUGGACGCGGUGGCGGCCGAACUGAGAUUGCCUUCCGAACACCCGGCGUUGCAGUACACAGUCGAGGAAACACGCGCCCAGCAAUACUUGCAGCAGCACAAUCAUACU